Messenger RNA from Castor canadensis (American beaver), 1068 nucleotides. RefSeq names its product collectin subfamily member 10 (gene Colec10). Gene Ontology annotation, molecular function: growth factor activity. NCBI's taxonomy places the organism in Eukaryota, Metazoa, Chordata, Mammalia, Rodentia, Castoridae. The record is from RefSeq and is a predicted model, not a curated record. Gene Ontology annotation, biological process: ossification.
UUCCCUUUCUUCCCCACAGCAGAAGGUUUUACUUGAAAUAAAGCUGUUUGUCUGGCAUUUCUAGGGGACCCUCUUUUGAAGAACUACAGCAAUGAAUGCCAUUGGAGUUCUGCUUCAAAGCCACCAGUUCAUCCUCCUGCUGCUAUUUCUUUUGCAAAUUCAGAGUCUGGGUCUGGAUAUCGAUAGUCGUUCUGCCACAGAAGUCUGUGCCACACACACAAUUUCACCAGGACCCAAAGGAGAUGAUGGUGUAAAAGGAGAUCCAGGAGAAGAGGGAAAGGAUGGCAAAGUAGGACGCAGGGGACCAAAAGGAGUUAAAGGAGAACUGGGUGAUAUGGGAGCCCAGGGCAAUAUUGGCAAGUCUGGGCCCAUUGGCAAGAAGGGUGAUAAAGGGGAAAAAGGUUUGCUUGGGAUACCUGGAGGAAAGGGCAAGGCAGGUACAGUCUGUGAUUGUGGAAGGUACCGGAAAGUUGUUGGACAACUGGAUAUUAGUGUUGCUCGGCUCAAGACAUCUAUGAAGUUUGUCAAGAAUGUUAUAGCAGGAAUUAGAGAAACUGAAGAGAAAUUCUACUACAUUGUGCAGGAGGAGAAGAACUAUAGGGAAUCCCUGACCCACUGCAGGAUCCGGGGUGGAAUGCUAGCCAUGCCCAAGGAUGAAGCUGCCAAUACACUCAUUGCUGACUACAUUGCGAAGAAUGGCUUCUUCCGGGUUUUCAUUGGGGUGAAUGACCUCGAGAAGGAGGGGCAGUAUGUGUUCACAGACAAUACUCCACUGCAGAACUAUAGCAACUGGAAGGAGGGUGAGCCCAGCGACCCCUAUGGUCAUGAAGACUGUGUGGAGAUGCUGAGCUCGGGCAGAUGGAAUGAUACAGAGUGUCAUCUUACCAUGUACUUUGUCUGUGAGUUUGUCAAAAAGAAAAAGUAAUUUCCCUCAUGCUACACAUUUGUUUUUUCCCUGUGACUAUCACUGCAGUUAUUUUUAUCUACCCCUAUCUUCCUAGUUACACACAAUUUACUCUGACCCAAGACAAAUAGGAAAUAGCAAGUUGAACUUUGAAAUCUCCAUCA